CUCCAGUCGCCCCGCCCGGCCUGCGGGUCCCGGAGCGAACGCCGCGCGCUCGCAACGGACGGGGCGCCCGCCAGCCGCGCCCGGGAACGGCCCGGGGGGGGGGAUCGGAAGGCGCCCGGGAGCCCCUGAGCCGCCUCCGCGCCGCCGCCGCCGCGCCCCCCGGCCCGAGGAGGAGGAGGAGGAGGAGCCUCGGCGCCGCCGGGAUGUGAUGUCAGGAGGGCGGAAGCGGCGGGGCGGAGGCCCGGCUUGGGCCGAGGGGCGGAGGGCGGCAGAAGCGCGUCUUCCCGGGCGCCGGGACCGGCUGGGCUCGCAUCGCGGCGGCGGGGCGGGGCGGCGGCGCCCCGUCGGGGCUGGGUGCGCGGCCCGAGUGCGGCCAUGACUCUGGCCGUCUUCUUCGGCUGCGCCUUCAUCGCCUUCGGGCCGGCGCUGGCGCUCUUCCUGCUGACGGUGGUGGCCGAGCCGCUGCGCAUCAUCAUCCUCAUCGCAGGGUCAGUGCCGGGGGGGGGGAGGAGAGGGGGACCGGGAAGACCCCCCCCCCGCAGACCGCGCCCCCUCCCCGCGAGGGCCGGCGGAGGAAGAGGGGUGCGUGCCCUGGGUGCGGCCCGGCCCGGCGUCAUCCCGGGGGAGGGGUGCGCCCCGGUGCCGGACCCCCAAGUGCCGGUGGGCUUGGGGGCGGGGGGCGAUGCCUGGGCCCCGGGGCUCCUGGGCCAGGCUGCGGGGUGCCAGGCUGGGGGGCGCCGGUGACCUUGGCCCUCCUCUCCUCCGCUGCAGGGCCUUCUUCUGGCUGGCCUCGCUGCUCUUCUCCUCGCUGGUCUGGUUCAUCGCGGCCAAGGCCAGCGACCCGUCCAACGAGGCGCUCCAGAGGGGCCUCCUCAUCUUUGGGGUCAUCUUCUCGGUGCUGCUGCAGGAGGCCUUCCGCUUCCUCUACUACAAGCUGCUCAGGUAGGGGCGCUGGGGGGCACACGGGGGGGGGGGCUACAGCCUUGGGCCAGGAAAGGUCCCUUUAAAGCCCAGUCCUGCGCUGCCAAGGGGACCCUCCCUCUCAGCAACCCAGUGACAAUCCGGGGGGGGGGAGAAGCAGUGGUGGAAGCUGCAGGUGGCAAGCGAGGCCCCCCGGGAGUCACCGCCCAACCAGCUUGAUGCCAGUCCUGGGCAAAAUAAUGCUGCCCAUGACCCCUUACGCCGGUUGAUACCACAGAUUGUCCAGGUGCCCAUUUUUGACCCCCCAAAAGAAGGCCUGGCAGCACUGGGAGAAGCCUCUGCCUGAAUGCCUGGACUGCUGUGGCUGCUGCCGGUCAGGGCAGGCAGGGCUGGGUGGGUGGAGGGAGGGAUGUGGGGCACCAGGCAGCUCCCCCUCUUCCUGUCUGUGGUGGGUUGAGCAGCCACAGACAAGGGGGGCUGGUUAGGGGGGUCAUCCUGGAGGGAGGCUGGGGGGGGCAGGGCUCUUCCCUGCCUCUUCAUAAUUCCUGGGAGCUGCAGCAAUGUUAUAGAGGUCAGUAAUCUGAAGGAAACAAAGCUGCAUAAAGCAAUGUAGCGCCAUGAGAAAAUACAGCUUCAACUGGUAUAUGAAGAGGCUUAUCAGAGCAGAUUCUUAGGCUGAUUGAAUAUUGGGCCUCCCUGUAACCUCCCUGAGCCUCUCUGCUUGUGUAUCAGAACGUCUUCCCUUCCCCGGGCAUUUUGGACUGAUGCUCAGGGAUUCCCACCCAGGCCUGAGGGUCACGAUCCCACAGCCUCCAGCUGGGCAAAAGCAUGGGAAGCCAAACAGGGAGGCGGCAAGCAGAGGAAGCAAGACCGUUCUUUGCACUCCUCUUACACUGAGGAGCUGCAGUGGAAGUCUGCACCUUGGACCCUGCCUGCUUCUUCGGCCGUCUUCACUCGGAUCUCUUUUGGGCUCCGACGCAUCUCAUCAUGCGGAAGGCCUGCCUUUCCCCCAUAAUCUUACCCUCCAAGGUUGCACAUUGCCGUCAGCGCAGUGAUCCUUCCUGUUGCCAGCACCAACUUGUUGCACCCUCCCCCGACCCCCAUGAGGACUGUGGGGUGGAGGAGACUCCAGGGCAAAGUGAGAUCCCUGGGGCAGAGCGGUGUGGGUUGCCCCAGUGCCCACCACAGGGGCUUGGCAGACACAGCAAUGGCUGCUGCAGGGGCAGAGGAGAUCCUGGUCUGCCUGUAGCAAGGGGUCUUUCCUGGGCCUUGGGUCCCCUUGAGGCCAGUGUGCCUGGCUGGACUGGGAGUGCUGGGCCAAAGGCCGCCUGUCCUGUCUGCAAGACGCCCCCCCCAUCCACCUCUGGAGCUCAGAGAUUCCCCUUGAAGGCUGAUCCUGAUGAGCGCCGCUCCUGGGGAGAGAUGGUGGGCUGCCCCAUGACUGUGAAGGCCAGCAGGGGGGCUUGCCUUGCGUGGACUCCAACCAUCAGCUUGGCUGGGGGUUUCUUCUGUGAGACGUUAUUCUCCUGAAAUAAAGUUGAAAAUAGAGGCAGAGAGGAAGGGUGCCUCUCACUUUGCACCAAGACUGCAGGCUCUCGUUGUGAUUCCUGCCUUGCUGAGGGGGUCCCUUGGGGGUCCCUUCCAGCUCUACAAUUCUCGGGUUCUAAGGCAGGCCAAAGUGCUUAAGGUGAGAUAUGCUGAAGAUUUCCAGUACAAAACUCAGGAUUCCUUCUCUCCCCUGACCAGGAAGGCGAUUGAGGGGCUGUUGGCCCUGAGUGAAGAUGGCUGCUCUCCCAUCUCCAUCCAGCAGAUGGCGUAUGGUGCGUUUCUAGAGGGCAGGGAAGAGAAAUGGGCAAAGAGGGUCUUGGGAGGGAGGGAGAAAGGAGGCCCGAAAGCGGGGGGUGGGGUCCCACUUUAUUCAGAGGGGUCCGACUUCUAUAUCCAUGGGAAGGGCUGCUUGAGCGCGCCCCCCCCCCCCGGUCCAGACAAUCUGGGGCUGAGCUAUCUCCCUUCUGGGAGGGAAAAGAGCGGUCCAGGAACGGGUGGAGAACAUGGGGGAGGCUCUGGGAGCAUUCCUGGUGAAAUGUCUGGGUCUGAGGAGGGGUGGGAGGGAUCCACGGUCUGACUCUGCACACAACGGCUUCUUCCCCGCAGUGGCCGGCCUGGGCUUUGGGCUCAUGAGUGGGGCCUUCUCCAUGAUCAACCUUCUGGCGGACGCUCUGGGGCCAGGCACGGUGGGCAUCCACGGGGACUCCCAGCUCUACUUCCUGACGUCAGGUAAGGGUCUCCAGAGGCUCCCCCCCCCCCUUGACCCCUCUGGCCUGCCUCCUCCCUGCCUAACGGACGCUCUCUCCCGCCACAGCCUUCAUGACGCUGGUGCUGGUCCUUCUGCACACCUUCUGGGGGGUCAUCUUCUUCCACGGCUGUGAGACCAAGCAGUGGUGGGAGGUGGGGGCUGUGGUGCUCACCCACCUGAUCGUCUCUGGCCUGGUGAGUAGCUGGAGGGCAGAGAGGGGCUCACUUCUCAUGCUGCUGCUUGCCAAAAACAGGGUUCAUUUAUUUAUUUAUUUAUUUAUUUAUUUGCUAUAAAGGUGUAGCAUAAAACAAACAGUAUAUUGCAUAAUAAACAAAUCAGGUGCAACAUUUAUUCUUUUAUUAUAAAGGAAGGAUAAAAGAAUAAAUGGAAUAUAAAAUAAUGGCAUCAAUGAAGUCAAGCUACCAAAAACAAAUCCUGGGCGAUAAAGGGCAGAGAAGGGAGCAGCUGCCAUGGGGGGUGGCAGGGGCUUGGGGUCGAGUGGUGCAACCUUGACACUGCGCCUGCUCUGUGCUGAGCUCCCUGCCACGCACCCCCUUCCGCUGCCGCUGACUGGCAGUGAUGUGGGGCUGGGAAGGGGAGAGGGAAAGCACUGCCACCCCCUCCGGCCACCCCACGGGCUGCUAUGGGGUGUCUCUUCCACACUCUCCAUUCCAGCUCCCUUAAGAAGUAGGAAAAUGCAUUAAUCUAAAUCAUAAAGGAAUAAGUGAAAUUAUACUGACUUGGGUCUUCCAAAUUCCCAACUGUUCUUAACUUGCUAGUAUUUAGUAUUUUAAUAGUUGUUUUUUUUAAAAAAAAAAUGAAUCUCCAGAGAAAUUUGCUGUUAUUUAGCUACAUUUAAUUGCCAGCAUAAAACAGUCUGUAUCUGCCUCUCAAAUAGAAAAUUCAGCACUGCAAAGUCAUGUCCCAGGUAAAAAGAAGAGGAGUCCCCAAAGUGUUUGCAGUCUUUAUGCAAAAGUUAGAAGAACUUCUGGUAUAAAAUUAGUAUUACCACAGAAGCAAGUUUUACAGGGGAGGGAGACAUGUGAUGGAGAAGUCUAAUUGGAGCUUUGAAUGGAAUCUGUGAAGCUGCUCCAUGUCCACAGAAAUGGAAAUGCUUCGGGGGGAGAUGGGAAUGGCAUGAAAGGAUGGGGAAGACCAUGCUAGUCUCUUCAUGUUCAGAGGAAGCAGCCCAGCAAGGUCAAAGGAACAGACAGUCGGAGAGUGGGAAAGCCAGCUGAGGAGAAGCAACUCUCCAAAAGCUCCCUGAGGAAUAGAUCCUUGAAAGUCCCUGAAAACAAGACAAACAGAGCCAUUUUUACCUUGUACCCAAAUGCUUCUCAUGUGGGAGCCAGUUGAAAAUCCCCUGGGAGGGAGUUGCGUCAAGGGGGCACCACCACCGAGAAGGCCCUGCUUCUUGCCGCUGGGCUCCCAAGUCGCUCCAGCCUGUGGGUGCAACCAGCCAGGCCCAGUUGCCCACUGGCAGCCAGUGCAUGCUUAGCGAUUGGGGUGGAUGGUGAGACACCUCCCCCCCCAUGAUGCUCCUCCAGGAUCUGGGCUGCCGCAGGCGCAACUUCCUUCCCACGCUGAGUCAGAGAGGUGCCCCUUGCCACACGCCGGCCUCUGCGAUGGUGCAUUCAUGGAGAAACUGGUUCAGGAAGCAGCAGCCAGCUCCCAGGUGCACUGGGGGGGGGGAGAGAGAGAAAGGGCUGGCCCCAGACUUGGGGACCCCCUCCCAUUCUGCUCUUCCCCCCUUCCCUGCCUCUCCUGUCCCAUCUUCCCAAGACCCAGCAUAGGCGUUCCUGGGCACCUUCUGCCCUCACCUGUGCCAAGAGAGCUCUGAAGCGGCUUCCUGAACCCAGCACUUUGGUCAUGGGGAGCUCAGGUGUCGUAUUGGAGGGGGGGUGUUGACACACCCUCUUUGACCUGGGCCAGCACACCUGAAACAAGGUGAAUGGAGUGUCUGGGUCACCAUGAAAGGGGGCCGUGAUGGUCCUCUGAGGGGCCUCACCCCCCCCCCCCAACACACUGCUGGCAGCCAAAGGGUGAGGCAGGUCUGAGAUACUUCUUCCAUUCAGUUGUCAGACCAGCAGAAAUCUGAACAGGCCAAUUGUUAGAUGACGGGUAGGAGCAAGUUCUUAAGGACAUUCUAAAAAUCCUAAAAAGACAAGAAAAGCAGCAGCACAUUUGAGAACUAUCCUGCAAAGGAGAGAAUGGAAAAGUUUCAUUCAGAAUGAAACUCAAUUCCUGCCCUAUCUUCACCUUACAUUUAGCAUAUAGUGAUUCAAAAUCCUGGGUUAGAAUCAGAGUUGUUGCUGAAAGGCGACCCCAAAGGUCAUCUAGCCCAACCCCCUGCGGUGCAGGAACCACAGCUAAAGAAUCCCUCACAGAUGACCACCCAAUCUCUGCUGAAAACCUUCCAAGGCAGGAGAUUCCACCACCGCCCAAGGGAGCCUUUUGACUACAGUCAUAGCUCAUGCUGUUUGCUUCAUGAUACAUUUUUUCAGGUUGCAUCCCGUAGCGACCCGGAAGUACUGGCAAGGGUUACUUCCAGGUUUCGCCGCUCACGCAUGCGCAGACGCAGCGAAUUGCAACCUGUGCGUGCGCAGACGCGCUGCUGUGGGUUGCGUUCUAUUCAUGUUGCGAAUGGGCCUCCGGAACGGAUCCCGUUCGCAACCAGAGAUACCACUGUACAUCUGUUGAUGCAGCCUAGAAUAGCAUUAAUCUUUUUUUGCUGCUGCAUCACACGGUGGACUCAAGUUAAGACCCCUGGAUCCUUUUCACAUGCUUUGCUGGCAAGCCAGGUGUCCCUCAUCUUAUAUUUGUGCACUUGGUUCUUCCCGUCUAAUUGCAAAACCUGACAUUUGUCCCUAUGGAAAUGCCUUUUGUUAGUUAGUUCUUCCUCCAGAAGCAUUUGCUUCCCCUCCCUGUUUGUCUACUGCAAUGUGAUGUUGUCUCCCUUCCUGCAGACGUUCUGGAACCCGAUCUACCUGGGGAGCCUCCUCCCUGCCUACCUGCUCAUGGCAGGUGCUGCCGUCUGGGCCUUCCUCGUCUCUGGCGGCUCCAAAGAGAACCUGCGCCACUUCCUCCUGUGUAAGUAUGGCCAGAGGUUGCCUGAGGGGCAGCAACACCCAUCACCCUGGCUCCAAGCAGCAACCCACCCAGAAGCCUUUGGCUCUCCCUGGAGUUGGCCCCUCCAUCUCCUGGGGCUUGAGGUCUCAGGCUCUUUGCCUCUGACCCCCUCUGUCUGUUUCCACAGGCCUGCGGAGUGGGACAGCGCCACCACCCGGAUCCUGAGGCCCCGCUGGGCUCCCCCGCCCUGUCCUUUGGAGCCAUUUGCUGAGGCAAGGAGGAUGCAGCUGCUGUGCCUUUGGGAGUGCUUCUGGGCCUCAGGAGGGGGCCGCUGGACUUGCCCCCAGAAGCCCCUCUUGGGGCGAGUUGCCGUAGAAGGUCUGGGCACAAGGGGCGCUGCAGCAGAGCUCCUGGACCCUGUGAAUCUGCAGCAAAAGCCCCCUCCCUCCAGAGAGGGGUUCCUGGCUCUGGCCAGCUGGCGUUGUUUAAAUAGGGGGUGGGCUUUGGGGGUGCUGCCGGCAUAGGGUGUUGGGGGGGGUGAGCAUCUGUCUCUGUGGGGUGGGGGUGCAGAGGGAGAGCCAGCUGUGUGGUCUGCCUAGAGGAGAGAGGGGAUCGGGGUGGGGGUUACUGGGGAAGGGAGAGUGCCCCACAUGGCCUCUUUCUUUCAUGGGGGGGGCACAUCUCUGCACAUUUGUACUAAUAAAAAGGCUGGAUGAGGC
Podarcis lilfordi (Lilford's wall lizard) is the source of this 7005-nucleotide messenger RNA. The record is from the annotation of a GenBank genome assembly. NCBI's taxonomy places the organism in Eukaryota, Metazoa, Chordata, Lepidosauria, Squamata, Lacertidae.